AUGUCGGUGUUGCUCCAGCGCAUCCAGUCGUGGCGGGUCGUCCUCGCGUCGCAGAGUCCGCGCCGCCUCGAGCUCCUGACCAACCUGGGCUUGAGCUUUGAUGUGAUUCCGUCGACGUUUGAAGAAAACUUGGACAAGGCCGCGUUCCCGACGCCGGAGCACUAUGUGAUGGAGAAUGCUAAGCAAAAGGCGCUCGAGGUCACGCGACGCCUCGCGACCGAGACCCGCCGGCCCGACCUCGUGAUUGGCUGCGACACGGUCGUCGUCCACGACGGCAAGAUCCUCGAAAAGCCCAAGGACGAGGCCGAAGCCUUCCGCAUGCUCUCAUCGCUCUCCAACUCGACGCAUCAAGUGUUCUCGGGCGUCGCGCUUUGCAUGGGCACGUCGACGCACGUGUUUAGCCACGUGACCCAGGUCCAGUUCCUUCCGCUCCAAGAACAAACCAUUCGCGACUACAUUGCGACCGGCGAACCGAUGGACAAGGCCGGCUCGUACGGUAUCCAAAGCGGCGGCCGCGCCUUUGUCAAGACCGUCGACGGCUGCAUGAACAAUGUCAUCGGCUUCCCGGUCGACCGUUUCUGCGCCGAGCUGUCUGCUCUUCUCGACCAAAAGACUGCGUAG
Saprolegnia diclina VS20 is the source of this 621-nucleotide messenger RNA. Its product is annotated as maf-like protein. The record is from RefSeq and is a predicted model, not a curated record. Bases 1 to 621 code for a protein of 206 amino acids. Gene Ontology annotation, molecular function: nucleoside triphosphate diphosphatase activity. The transcript is spliced from 6 exons. Lineage: Eukaryota; Oomycota; Saprolegniomycetes; Saprolegniales; Saprolegniaceae.